Bombus impatiens (common eastern bumble bee) is the source of this 1046-nucleotide messenger RNA. RefSeq lists its product as uncharacterized. Lineage: Eukaryota; Metazoa; Arthropoda; Insecta; Hymenoptera; Apidae. The transcript has 4 exons. The record is from RefSeq and is a predicted model, not a curated record. Bases 351 to 1046 code for a protein of 231 amino acids.
CUAGCGGGCAUUCGGCGUACAAAGUGGAUAGUGGGGGUUAGUUACGGCGGAAUCGCAAAUAUUCGGUGAUGGUGGUGCGCGACAAGGGUGAUAAAAAAAGCAGUGUCGCGAGAACGUGAAUUUGGACGGGCCUAGUGGACACGCGAGGCCAUGCGUCCGUUUUACGUCGCGUUUGCACACGUCGCUGCACGAUCUCGUAGCGUCGCGAUGCCUUUGCUCGCGUCGUUCCUCGCAAUUACGCAAUGAUUAGUCGUCACGAUGUUGGAUCCGGGGUGUUAGGAUCGUUUGUGAAUUUGUUCGAUCGAAAGAUUUCUUUCUCGAUGGUUGAUCGUGGAUGAACAGUUACCAGCAUGAGCUUUUGGUCCCGCAGACGAUUUCGUAUCACUCCGCUACAAGCGUUCGCGGCGCUGUUUCUCAUGAUCAUGCUGUUUUGGUACAGCCUCAGUCGGCAAGAGACACCUCAGCAACCGUGCAGCGUGCCCGAGGAAUUCACGGAGAAACUACACGAACUUACCUACAGGGUCCACUUAGUGCUAGCGAAACUGAGCAUCGUGCACUUUCUGUGCUUCGGAGGACUCUGGGGUCAAGUUCGAAUCGGUCGUGCCUUGCCAUGGGCACGUAAGGUCGAGCUUUGCUUGGUCGACACUCUCAGAGACGAUGUCCUAAUCACGAAAGCAUUCCGUCAAGCUGCUUUGAGCGCUACAUACCUGCACGCGGCCGGUGUGUAUCGAAUCCAGGAACACGGGGUCGGCGAAGAUGCGCCCAAGGUGGAGGUCGUCGUCUUCGAGAAGGAUGCUGUGACACGAAUGGUAAGAAGAGUAGGUUGGACAAGAAGGGUGUUGCCUCCGGACUGCGAAUUUUCCCCCAGUCUACAAUGUUUUCCACCUCGGCUUAUAAUUCCUCCCUUACCGGCGAAACUGUUCGGUAGUCGAUUAAUACCUGUCCCUAGAGGAGGCAUCGAAUUGCAAAAAUAUCACUAUCCUAACGAUUGGUGGCUCGAGGUGAAACCCACCGACUGCACCGAGCUACAAGAAACCAACGCGUAG